AUGCUUGCGAACCACUACCGCACCCCCUCCCACGCCCACUCGGUCUGCCGCGUCGCGCGCCUCACCGGGCCGCGACACCGGGCGGCGCACCCGUUUGUGCACGGCAUCACAGUUGACGGAGACGCGCUGCCCGACGGAAACGACUACCCGAUCGCCGGCUGGAGCGAGGUGCGCAACAUCAACAUCGUUGAGCUCGCGCCGUCGGUGCCGGCGGCGGCGGCGGUCCGCUUCGCAAACCGCGCGCUCGCCAAGCUGGCCGCGAUGGAGCUGCCGCCGCCCCCCUUUGACGAGAUGCGCCACCAGCGGCUGCAGCGCAUCGCGCCGGCCCUCCACGGCGUGGUGGCGGACUUGGUGCAGCGCGUGAGGCGGUUCGAGGCCGCCGGCUUCAAGCUCGUCGUGGCUGCGCCCGCCACCUCGUGA
Messenger RNA from Emiliania huxleyi CCMP1516, 420 nucleotides. RefSeq lists its product as hypothetical. The transcript is spliced from 6 exons. Bases 1 to 420 code for a protein of 139 amino acids. NCBI's taxonomy places the organism in Eukaryota, Haptophyta, Isochrysidales, Noelaerhabdaceae. The record is from RefSeq and is a predicted model, not a curated record.